GCCAGGGGCCUGUUUGCCCUCAGGAAAGGGUCUCCCUGUGCCCCAGCCGCUGUUGCCCCUUUAAGCGCGCGGCAGCCUGCCCCCUUUUGGGAAGGGGGGCCUGGAAGGACCAGGUGGGGUGUGGUAGCGGCAGGCAGAGCAAACAAAGGGAGACCGGCGCCGGGAGAGCCGGCUCGGGGGCACGGAUUAGGGGGCCCGCCAGCUGUUGUCAGGCUGCCACGCCCCCUCUGCCCGCCCGUCUCCGGGCCUGGGUGGGGAUCCGGAUUCCGGCCUCCCCGCGCCGCCGGGAGUGUGGCUGGCCGGCGUCCGCACCCCUCCGCCUGAGAAGUCUUUCUCUCUCCCUCCAUCCACCCCUGGCCGCGCGGCCCCGCACAGGCGGGGGCCGGGGCCGGGAGCCCGCGGAACAAAGGCAGCAGGAAGAGACCCGAUGGAAAAGUAGCGAGCCGGGAAGCGGAGGAGCGCGGAUGGCCGCGGGAGGCGCCUGCGCCGCAGGGGCAGGAGGCUCGAAGAUGAGCUGCCCUGAGAUCCUGGGUUAGCCGAGGGUGGUGUUGAGCAGGGGCUCGGGAUGACCCGGCCGGCCCUUUCCUAGCCCCCCGGGGUGGGGCGGUGAGGCCAGCAUGCCCCCGGCCGCCCUGAGCUGCUAGGUCAGCCUUGGUCUGCACUCGGCGCUGCAGGGGCGGGCUGGCGGAGCGGGGAAUCGGCCCGUUAGAGAGCUGCAGGGGAACAGGCACGUUCCCGAGGGCAGACGGCCCCCGGGCAGGGGCUGCUGGCCGCCAGGACGGUCCUACUGGGGCAUAGUUAGCUCGGUUCUGGCUGACCCCUCGCAGACAUUGUUUGGGAGCCUAGUAAAAGAGCCCUGUCCCCGACCCCGGAGAAUCAGGCUUUGGAAGGGGACAGAAAGGGAGAUUCCUGUAUAACCCAGCGUGGCCCAGACACACCUCUGCCAUUGGCUGGGCUUAUUUCCCUAGGAGCUCUUUCUUUCUUUCCCCGUCUCCUGUCCACGAUGAACGGCCUCCAGCCACCCCAGGACUGCCUGGGGGGCAAUGUCUGCUCCAUCGAAGGGCUCCCCCCACUUCCCAAGGGCCUCAGCGGGAUCCUCAACUCCAGUGGUGGCUCGUGGCGUGAGAUUGAGAAAGUGUACAGCAAGAAGACACGGAUCCAGGACGACCUGAGCAAGUCACGGGUGGCCUCUGAGAAGCUGCUGCGGAGCAAACCGGCCAACCUGGACUCGGCGCUGGCCAUGCUGCGCAAGGAGAUGGUGGGCCUGCGCCAGCUGGACAUGUCCCUGCUGUGCCAGCUGUGGUCGCUGUACGAGUCGAUCCAGGAGUACAAGGGGCUGUUCCAGGACAUGUCGUCGUCCCUGCACUCCGAGGGCUCCUACGCUGCUGAGAACGGCUUCUCUGAUGAGGACGAUGAGUUUGAGGUGGAGCCACCGGGCCCCGACGUGCGCAAGGAGACCCCACUGCUGGGCCGGCUCAGCCUGCCUCAGCCCCAGAACUCCCGUGACCAGUGGCUGCAGGACUCCUUCCACAUCACCAUCUGAGCCCCACGGCCACCACAGCCUCACCCCCUUUGGACGUAGUAGAAUGUGUAGCUGGGAGCGCCCUACAGCAUCCCCUGCUGGGAGAGACCAGGGCUGGCGUAGCCUGGCCCUCCCUCUGCAGCCAGCGCUUGCUUCUGCCCUGCUCACUACAGCCCCCCCUGCUGGGAGAGACCAGGGCUGGAGUAUCUGGGAUCUACAGCCAGCACACCUGCCCCGCUCCCUAUAGCGCCCCAUGUGGGGAGAGGCUGGGGCAGUGCAUUUUCUGGCAUUGCUGUGGGUAGGAUCAUGUUAGCAGUUUUUAGUGCCUCAGCCAUGAGCCAAAAAUGGCCACUUUAAAGAUAUUUAAAAAAAAAAAAUUAAAAACAUUUGACACAUAGGGGAAAAAAAACCAAACCCUUCCAGAAGUGAGAGAGGUGAAAUGUAAUAUAUACAGCAUGUUGGGGCUCGAACCCCACCACAGCUGUGGAAUAAAUCCUCAGAAACUGA
Messenger RNA from Caretta caretta (loggerhead turtle), 2029 nucleotides. RefSeq names its product family with sequence similarity 89 member B (gene FAM89B). The record is from RefSeq and is a predicted model, not a curated record. Lineage: Eukaryota; Metazoa; Chordata; Testudines; Cheloniidae.